Molecule: messenger RNA, 708 nt
Organism: Alternaria metachromatica
Lineage: Eukaryota; Fungi; Ascomycota; Dothideomycetes; Pleosporales; Pleosporaceae
Exons: 3
Coding region: 1-708 (235 amino acids)
Source: RefSeq, a predicted model, not a curated record
AUGUCGAGCCCGCCUCAGUACGGACCAACUGCCCUACCUCAAGGAGCAAACGAUGGUGGUGACGGCUCUUCUCUGGACAAAGCGACAUGGGUUGCUGGCAGCGACAAGAACGCCAGGAGCUUCAUCAUACUCCAAGGCAAAGACUAUGUACGCUGCAACAUGGGCGAUGCCCUCCAGUUCUACGACUCGGGCUACCGUGUAUUCGACCCGCCUACUGGUCGCCGAGUCAAGUUUCAGUACACGCAACCUGGUCGUCCCAAGUUCGGCGCUUUUGAGCACCAGUACUGGGAAAUCCAGAUGGAGGAACAUGCUUCUCUGGUGAGGGGCGAUCGCUUGCCUGGAGAGGAUCUGGAUGCUGAAGAGGAGUACGAGUUCGCAGGAGAUUCUGUCUUCGACCGUGCUGAACAGCCCCCUUCGACCCCCUCGAGGAGUACACGUGGAAACUUCGCUACAUCUCCUCCCUCCGGCGGUCGCGGCAGUCCUUCAACUCCAAGAGGCCCCAGCUCUGGCGGUCAGCCAGGAUCUGGUCGUGGCUCAGCUGGUCGUGGCUCAGCUGGUCGCGGCUCCAACACUCCUCGAGGUCGCGGCUCGGCUGGCUCCGGACGAGGUCAAGGAUCUCCGCAGUCACCAACGUCACCCUCCUUCGGAAAGGGCAAGGGUCCAGCUGGCUCACCUGGUGGCGGCUCUCCCGGUGCUGGAGCGGCUUAA